UUGCAGAUGAAGGUGAUCCAGCACUCUGUGGAGACACUGCAAAGAGCUUUGGUCUCCAACCGCCAGGACUUAGCUAAACUUUAUAGACAGUACACAAAAGAAGAGAGGCAUCUUCUGGAGGAAGGAUUGCACCCAGGGCAGCCGGGCUCCCUUUUCCAACCUAUCAAAGUGCACUCUGACUCAGACUGGGUCUCUGCUCACCCUGAGGAGCCUCAAGACUUCGAGAAGUUCUAUAGAGACCAUUUGCGCAAGACCCCCAAUGCAAGCCACAAUACUAUCUAUAUUCAAACCAUAGGUUCCUUUGGGGUUGCGGCGGCAGAGACAGACCAGUAUGUGGAGUGGCUCAGAGAAUACUGCCAGGCCUUCUUCUACGGGCUUUCUGUCAAGUUGCUGCCGGCGGUCACUGUGCCCGAAACAGGAUGCUCUUUCAGGGUUAACAGUAACUCGCACAACCUUCAGAUCCUCACUGGUGACCUGCUGCAAUUCCUGUGGAAGAGGAAACCAAAAGAUGCUUAUUGUAUUGUUGGAAUCACAAUGAUUGACCUCUUCCCCAAAGAAUCCUGGAACUUUGUCUUCGGAGAGGCUUCUCUAAGCAUGGGAAUGGGUGUUUUCAGCUUUGCCAGGUAUGAUGACAACUUCUACAGCCAAAGUUAUGCUGGGAGGCUGAAGAAAAGGCUCCAGCCAAAACAGGGGGACUACUCUGUGUUUGACGGAUAUUACACUCCCCCCAUCACCAGCACACUGCUGCUUCGAUCCUGCAAGACAAUGACCCAUGAGAUUGGCCAUAUGUUUGGAAUAAAGCAUUGCCAGUGGAUGAGCUGUGUCAUGCAGGGCUCCAACCACCUGGAGGAGUCUGAUCGUAGGCCACUGGAUUUCUGUCCCAUCUGCCUUCGCAAGCUACAGGUCGCUAUCGGUUUCAAAAUGUCUGAAAGAUACAAGGCCUUACUGCACUGGAUGGAGGGAGAUCAGAGUCCAACAUCCAGACAAGAGGAGGCGACUGCCUGUCAGUCUGUGCUCCACCUUUCCAAACCCACUGAAGCCUUUCAGACAUCCAGAAUGUGGCUAAACAGGUGCCUCAACAUACUGUGAGAAAGAUGAACGACUGUACUUGUUAAUAAGUCUGGAUAAAAUCGGGAUAUAAAAGCAACAACUCUGACCAAUUCAUGGAUAGCAUUUAAAAUAUUUGCUUAACAUUUCUGCUGCUAUUAGAAUACAAAUCAGAAUCCUUAUUUUUCUUGACCCUUACAUUAAAUUUCAGGACGCACACAAGGCCCACUAGAGACGUAAUAAGGUGUAUAUUGUAUUGAUUUAAAAAGGUCAAAUGGCCCUUGUGUUUCCAGGCAGAAUGAAACGCCGAGUUCAAGUAAAUGUGUUUUCUGGAUAGAAAAUGAAGGUUGCAAUAUGUACAUAAAAUAUUUUUAUGUGAAAGUAUAUCAAAUCAAAGUUAUGUGACAAAAACAAUAGCAGUUGAAUGAGUUGCUUUUAAGGUUGAAGCAUAUAAAAACAAAACAUUUAAAUGUCAUUAAGUGGUUCGGAUCACUCUUGCGUUAUUAUGAACA
Anoplopoma fimbria (sablefish) is the source of this 1559-nucleotide messenger RNA. RefSeq names its product archaemetzincin-2 (gene amz2). Lineage: Eukaryota; Metazoa; Chordata; Actinopteri; Perciformes; Anoplopomatidae. The record is from RefSeq and is a predicted model, not a curated record. The coding region runs from base 7 to 1089 and encodes 360 amino acids. Gene Ontology annotation, molecular function: metallopeptidase activity. Gene Ontology annotation, biological process: proteolysis. The transcript has 6 exons.